This is a messenger RNA of Loxodonta africana (African savanna elephant), 4107 nucleotides long. RefSeq names its product photoreceptor cilium actin regulator (gene PCARE). The coding region runs from base 193 to 4107 and encodes 1304 amino acids. The transcript is spliced from 2 exons. Gene Ontology annotation, biological process: protein localization to photoreceptor outer segment; photoreceptor cell outer segment organization. The record is from RefSeq and is a predicted model, not a curated record. NCBI's taxonomy places the organism in Eukaryota, Metazoa, Chordata, Mammalia, Proboscidea, Elephantidae. Gene Ontology annotation, cellular component: photoreceptor outer segment; photoreceptor inner segment.
CACCACUACCUCUUUGCAGGGGGCCAAGUAAGUUGGCAUCAAGGGAAGCUGGUUUCAAGUUUAGGACAUUGUGCCAUAGACUUCUGGAAACUGCCUGGAUGGACUAGUAAGACUGCCUUUUGUUUCCCUUUCAAAUACAAUUCUCUGAAAAUUGUUAAGGUUGUGGGUAGAAGAUGAUGAUAAGCUGAAAUCAUGGGGUGCACACCUUCCCACAGUGACAUUGUAAACAGCAUUGCAAAGAAUGGCAUUCAGUUUUUGAAAAAGCCCAAGGUUAUUUUGCCAGGGCGUCAGGAGGACAAUGAAAGAUGCUCUGUCCCUUUGCUGCUUAGAAGCCCCACCUGCCCUGACUCUGGCAGUGGCCAGCCCCAGGGACAAAGACCAGCCGAGGAGCAGCCAAGUUCCAAGUGGAACCAAACUACAACUGAAGGUCUUUGUCAGCUCACAGGAAAUCCUGCUUCAGGCAAAAGGAAAGAUAUGGAAGGAUGGAUCCUAGAAGCCAAAACCUCCCCAUCCCAGCUGACCAAAUCACAGAGCCACACGGCUAAGGAUAUUCUUUUUAAGACACAGAACUCCCACAGGUCACAGGGGACACCCUUUUCUGUGGAAUUGAGUGAGGCAAGUAACACCCAGGAGACCUCCACCCAGGAAAGGAAGCCAAAAUGCCACAGACUGGGCGAACAGGGCCAUCGCUCCCAAACUGUCCUUCCUCCUCAUGGAUCUGCAGGCAGGGUGGACUUUCCAGAGCCCCUGGUAAAGGCCCAUCACGACACUUACACCUACCUGCACUCCAGCCUCUCCGAAUAUGAAGCAAUCCUGCGCAUUGUCCAUCAGGCCGCCCAGACCCAGGAGCUGCUGCAGCCCAUGGUCAGCUUCCUGCUGCUCUGCUUUGAUGAGGUCAACCAGCUCAUGGGUAAGAUAUCCAAGGAUGGAGAAGCACUCCUACAGGAAGUUAGGGCUGAUCUGGCUUGGCCGUUGAAGGAAGGAGAGCCCCAGGAGCAGCCAGAUCUCCUGGAGCAGCUCCUGCAGUACACAAUCAGCAAGCUGCAGGGGCUCAGGGGCACCGUAGACUCACUCACCUGCAGCCUCCUGGAGGGCUCAAGCAGCUACUUCCACUCUACUGCAAGCCGCUUGGAAAAGAAGCUAAGCAUAAAGAGGGGCAUGGAUGAGCACCUCUUAAGGGUUCUGGGGCAACUAGAGAACUUGGCAAGUGGCCAUGGUGACCCUGGGGUGCAGGGUCUCCCCUUGUUCUCUGAGGACAGUGGCAUUGGUGCUGAAAAUGAAUCCGGGCAGUCCUUGGACAAGCUGGGAAAACAAACCAGUUGGGACUUUGUGCUGGAGCCCAUAGAACAGAAGCCAGUCAUUUCACCCCAAGUGGAAGCUAGGCCGUCAGGAUAUGCCUGGCAGCCAAGUCCCUUCUGGAUGGGUUCAGACAGACCCCAAGACUGUCCACUCUCAAGGCCUCCUACUGCAAAGUUUCAGCCAGCAGCAAAGGGAGAAGCGGGGAUUCAGUGUUCAUCCAACACAGACCCAGAAAGUAUUUCCUCUGGGCCUUUUUGGCCAGGCAAAAGCACUCCACAUGAUUCCCUUGGAAUUGGGGUCCCUGUGGAAGCAUGUCUCUCUAAAGGCUCCAGUUCGAUGGACUCUCCAUCCCUCAGUGAAGAUGAGGACAGCAGCCCAGACAAGGAGGAGGAAGAUGAAGUUAGCAGUGUGAGUCUGUGUGCAUGGCAGGACACAGCUUUAUUUCCAAGGCCACAGUCUUCACCUGCUAGCCGGGAAAGCACGUUUCAGCCUCACUCCAGGAGAUUUAGGAACCCCCAGGCCCAGGAAAUGAUUCUGAAGAUGAAGGAAGCCAUUAGUGAAAGGAUCAAAUUUGUCCCCGUGCCCUCUGGGCCCCAGGACUGGGCUGAGGAGGACGAUAGGAGAACGAUGGUCCCGCCAAGACCCAGCACGGUCAGUGGCAGCAGAAAGGCUCCAGUGAGGCAGAGGAGGUCCCAGUCGGAGGUGAGUCUUAAGAGCCACACAGAGGACCCCACCCUCCAGGAACUUCGGAGGGUCCAGAGAGACCUCAGCCAGAGGCUGGAGGCGUUCUAUGCCCUGGGUGCACAGCGCCAGCAGCACAGCACAGAGCAGAUUCUGAAGCCUAGAGCAGCAGGUUUGUGGCCAGAGAACAACUGCCGGGCGACCCCAAGUAACACCAUCAGCAAAUUGAAGGCAUCCCUCACCAAGAAUUUCAGCAUUUUGCCUAGUCAGGACAAGAGCAUUUUGCAGAAGGGCAGUCCCCACCCCAAAGGUGAGCAGCCCUGGCAGAGGACAGCUGAGCAGCAUGCCAACACUACCCCAUCAAGUGAAAAGGGAAGCGAGGUUCCUGGGACCGAGGACCACCACAUCAGAGGCCAUCCCACAAGAACUUCAGUCAAGAAACUGAUUGAAACUUUCAGUCCCACAGACCAUCUGAGGACACUGGGGGAUUCCAAGGACUCUGAGCCAAGCCCCUGCCUCAGGAAGUGGGGGGUCCCCAUCAUGCAGCCCAGAUUUCCCAUUUACAGGGGGCUUGCCCCCUUGUGCCCUAAACUCCACAUUUCUCCAGCAGCAGGCAGAGACGCACUCAAUGUGGGCACAGGUUGGAGGCCCUUCACACCUAUCUUUCCCCCUGCAUUUACAGCAGAAGCCUCCAGAAGUAAAGAUGUCAACGGUGAGACAGACGAGGACCCAGAGCACCUCCCUCCACCACCUCUGGAAAUCCUGAUGGACAAAUCAUUCACUUCUCUGGAGCUCCCAGAAAGCAGUGCACCAGCAGGGAGCUCCCCCAAAGGGACCGGCAUGCCAGGGCUGGAAGGGGUUGGCCCUCCUAGGAGAACGUGGGCUUCCCCAAAGCUAAGAGCCUCCAUGAGCCCCAUUGACCUGCUGCCCAGCAAGGGCACCGCCAGCCCCACCAGGCCUCGAAGCACAGGGCCAGGGAGCAUCAAGAGUGGCUGCAAUCCAAGAAAGUUUGCCUUAGACUUGAACCACCCACUAGCCACCAGCCAAAGCCCAGAGACGGAGGAUAGGGCUGAGAGUCAGGCACAAGCAGAGAAGGCUACGAGCCUUGGCAAGCAUCCCUGGAAGGCGAUAACCUGGCAUCACUCCAGGCACACAUCUGGACAAAAUGGAACCUUAGAACCCAGCCAGGCCAGGCCAACCCGAGGGCCACAUUCUCCUGAGGCCUCAAGGCAGAGCCAAGAGAGAAGCCCCCUGGUGCUCAAGAAGGCCUCUCCCCCAAGGGUGCACUGGGCACCCCGAGCCGAAAAGAGGCACCCUAGCCUACCCUCCUCCUACAGGCCUGCCCAGCCAAUCCUUCCCCCCGUACACAGGUCCCCUAGCCCACCAUUCAGCACUGGAGCUCCGAGCCCCCCAGUCAGCCCCAGGGUGCUAAGCCCACCAACACCAAAGAAACGAACAUCCCCACUACCCCAGCACAAGCAGCCCAGCCCCCCACUGGUGAGCCCCCCUACCCAGAGCAGAGAAGCAAGUUCCCCUUCGUCUGGGCCCUCUCCAUCCACCCCAGUGUCUCCCUCUCAGGAGUGCAAAGAAGCAAGAGAUUCUGAAGACUGUCCAUCAGCCAUGGUCAAAGUGUCUGGGAACACUUGCUCCAUAUUCUAUCCAGCCACCUCCUCUCUGUUUGAAGCUAAGGUGCCACUCUCAAGACCUCACCCACUGACCUCACCAUCUCUGCCACCAGAGGCUGGGGGCUCUCUUGGAAUGCCAACAGGGUGUUGGAGGAGCAGCUCAGGACCACGACGGAGGGUGGAGUCACAGAGGAGGGUGGCUCUGUGUGCCCUCAACCCUCAGCCUUUCAUCAGAAGGACCGCUUCAGACCACCGACAGGGCACCCGACUGCAGCUGCCGGUCUCAGGGUGCACUGGCACAGCCAGUGAAAGCCAGCUCAGCCACCGCAGCAGCAGUGAGGAGAGCCCCAGGAAGGGCAACGAGGCUUGGAGCAGCUCCUACAGCCCAGAACUGAAGCAAAGGCGUGUUUCUCCCCCAGAGCUCUGCAUACUGGGCCACGGGUUGCAGAGGGAGGACAAGCCCCAGCUGGAAGCACAGCCCCAGCGGGAGGAGGCAGCCUGA